This is a messenger RNA of Danio aesculapii, 1193 nucleotides long. RefSeq lists its product as uncharacterized. The record is from RefSeq and is a predicted model, not a curated record. NCBI's taxonomy places the organism in Eukaryota, Metazoa, Chordata, Actinopteri, Cypriniformes, Danionidae. The transcript is spliced from 5 exons. Bases 79 to 576 code for a protein of 165 amino acids.
AUUCUGUUCAUGUCCUGUUAAAACCUCUCGAAAACUUUCCAGCACUCUUUAGCUGCAGCUUUGAGAACGGGAAUCAUCAUGCAUUUCUCUGAUUUGCUCUUUAUUUGUAUUGUGGCAUUGGGAACAUCUGAACUGAGCUCUGCAGGACCUCUUCAUGCACAGUGCAAAGUCGAGUGGUACUUCAGUCUGCCUUGCAGGAGUGUGUCUGAAUCUCUGGUCACACAGAUCAAGAAGUGGAGGACAUUCUCAACCUGCGCCACAGGAGGAGAAAAAUGUCUCUACAAGUUGCAGUCAGCAUCGACGCACUUCAUAUCCGCCAAACACACAACGCCAGUGAAGAAAUAUGUUGAUGACAUCAACUUCAGACUCACCUCUUACGGGUUUUUUACACACUGUCAUGUAUCUGCCAUGUCAGUGUCAGAGACCUGGUAUGCCAUCACUGAUCACGGCACCAACUACUGUAACCUCUACAACUUGAUUGAAGGAAGUGGAUUGUCUGAAGCUCCAGGAUAUAAAGAAAUCACCAGUGACUUCCUAUGCACUCAGCGCUCAUCUGCUAACUGCACCAUUUACUGAGACAUCUUUAUAUAUAUUUUUAUAUAAUUUCUGGACGUUUGUACCUAUAGUCUAGUAGAAUUAGAAACUUAGGCCAUGUAUAAUAAUCGUAAAAUUGAAAAUAAAAUUACUUUUAACCAACUUACAGUUUAUAAAAUAAAAUUAGUCUGUUUUAAAUGUGCUGUUUAUAUAUACACACACACAUUGCUGUAAACCCUAGAGAUGGUUGUGCAUGAAAGUCCCAGUAGAUCAGCAGUUUCUAAAAUAAUCAGACUAAAGUCGCUUAAUUCACCUUUCUUCCCCAUUCUGAUGCUUUUAAACUGCAGAAGAUCGUCUUGACCAAGUCUACAUGCCUAAAUGCAUUGAGUUGCUGCCAUGUGAUUGGCUGAUUAGAAAUUUGCAGUUGGACAGGUGUACCUAAUAAAGUGGCCGGUCAGUGUAUUAUUAUAAUUUUUUUUGUUAUUUUGGUGAUUUGACUUGCAUACAUUUUUAAAUCACUUUUGAUUAAAAAACUCUGCCAAAUUAAUAAAUCUAAAUUUAUUUUGUCUCAUUUAAUGUUGUUUCAAACAACUAAACCAAACAGCUAAUUUUUAUUUUAAUGUUGUAGCAAAGAUUGUGGAGCAGAUCUAUUACUGACA